CGUGGGGCUGGUGACGCCAUCUCAGCGCGCCCGGGCGGCGCGGCGCGGCCAUGGCGCUGUUCUGCAUCAACAGAUACGCCGGUGAGGAAGAGAGCGAGAGGGAGGAUCGGUCCCGGGUGCUGCUGGAGCGGCUGCGAGAGCAGGCGAGAGCCCGGCAGCUGAAGAAGCAACAGCAGCAGGAAGCGCUUCUGCCUCCCGAAGGGUUAAAGCAGGAAGGAAGAGAAAAUAAACUCGGUGAAAAUGUCAGAGCGAGGGACUCGGGGUUCAAUUCUGAGAAUGAAUCUAGGGGAGCAAAAAGAAAGAGGAAAGGGGAGAGUGAAGAGGAUUCCUGUGCCGAAGGACAAAAGCUAAAGAGACACCAGAGUUGCAGCCCUUCUGGAGAAAGGGUGGAUACUGGGGAGGCAGCAGGUGGCUGUACUCCAUCGAAGAAGAAGAGAAAAAAGAAUAGAAAAAAAGCAAACGUGUCGCAAGAGAGGACUGAAGCGGAUUCUCAAGAAGUCACUGUGCAGCCAAAGAACAGAAAUAACCUUAGAAAUAAAUUGGAUAAAAGAAAGAAGAAGGAUGAGGAGACUGAAGGAGUUGAAACAAGGAGAAAAGAGAACAGUGAAAAAGCUGAAGAAAAUCAAAGCAGAAAGGAGGAGCUGUCCAUAGCAGCCUUCGAGGAAGAGACAAAUCUACCACCAUCUAGUUUGGUAGUUCUUGGAGACUAUGACAGAAAGCCAGUGCAGAAGGUUCAGCCCUUCUUACCACAGUGGCUUGCUCAACCCAAACUUGUGCAAAAACGUAUCAAAGAAAAUCUAGUUCCAAUCAGAGAUGUCCCAGGAAUUCAUCCCAAGCUGUUGAAGAAGCUACAAAAGAAUGGAAUAGAGUCUUUUUUUCCAGUUCAGGCAGAGGUGAUCCCUGCUAUUCUACAGAGUGCAUCCAAUGGGUAUUUGAUGGGGCAGGGAGGAUACCGCCCCAAAGACAUUUGCGUGUCAGCACCUACUGGCAGUGGUAAAACCCUGUCUUUUGUCAUACCUAUAGUACAGGCUCUGCUAGAUCGAGUAGUUUGCCAAGUACGAGCUCUGGUUGUUCUGCCCACAAAAGAAUUGGCACAACAGGUGAGUAAAGUAUUCAACAUUUACACUGACGGUACAGGUCUGAAGGUCGUUUCGAUUACUGGCCAGAAAUCUUUUGCAAAGGAGCAGGAAAUGCUUGUCCAGAAAAAAGUAACAGGCUACUGCAGCCUGGCUGAUAUUAUUGUGGCUACACCUGGGCGCCUUGCAGAUCACAUUAGCCAGACCCCAGGGUUCAGCCUGACACAGCUUCGCUUCCUGAUCAUAGAUGAAGCUGACCGUAUGAUUGAUGACAUGCACCAGAACUGGCUGAACCAAGUUGUCAAAGCUGCAUUCCAAGCAGAAGAUGGUUCUGGCUCCAAUAUGCUUUUUCAGAGGACCAAGCCAGGGCCUAUAACAGCAGCCAACUCCUGCCAUCCACAGAUACCCUUACAGAAGCUGCUAUUUUCAGCCACACUAACCCAGGACCCAGAGAAAUUGCAGCAGCUGGGCUUAUUCCAGCCUCGCCUCUUCACAUCUGUCUAUUCUGAGAAAAAAUUGCUCAGAGAUGGAGCACAGACUGAACAGGAUACCGUUGAGAAAUACACACUCCCUGAGGAGCUGUCGCAAUGUUAUGUGCCUUGUGACCUGAAUUCCAAGCCUCUGCUCCUUUUGCACUUCAUGCUGAAAAUGAAAUUUACCCGGGUGUUGUGUUUUACCAACUCCAAGGAGGCUUCUCAUAGAUUGUUCCUGCUGAUUCAAGCCUUUGGUGGAGUCACUGUGGCUGAAUUUUCUUCCCGGUUGCCUCCAAAUGAGAGACAUAGAACCAUGAAGGAAUUUGAACAAGGAAAAAUACAACUGUUAAUCAGCACAGAUGCCACUGCUCGAGGAAUCGACAUCAAAGGAGUAAAUUGUGUGAUAAACUAUGAUACGCCUCAGUUCAUCAGGACAUAUAUUCACCGAGUUGGAAGAACGGCUCGUGCAGGAAAAGCAGGCUUAGCUUUCAACAUGGUCCUUAGGAUUCAGGAACGUAGGUUUCUGCAGAUGUUGAAGGAUGCUGGCAUCACAGACAUAAAGCAGUACUUGGUGAAGGGCAAGUUAUUAAAGCCAUUGGUGCCCCAAUAUGAGGAAGCUCUGUCUAAGCUUGAGAAAAUGGUCAAGGAUGAACGAGCACAGAGACGAGCCUGAAUGAAUGCAAGCAGAGGAGGUCAUGUUCCGUAGCACCGAAGCUCAGCUGGAUAGGUCAUGGACUGUACUACACAGCACCAUACCAAUGAACCUAGGUCCUCAGCUGGAUAGUUGGCUCCUCAACUUUAUCACAUACUAAGUCUGCUGUUGAGGGCUUCAUUCUGUUUCAAGGUCAGGAGGAACAGAGUUCAAUUACUGGUUUUCAAAAAAAAAAAAAAAAAAAAUUUUGCCUUGAGGAGACUUCGAUAUUGUAUCCUACUGGCAUCUGUAAAACUUCCAUCGGUGAACGGAAGAGCCUUCUACAGUUCUUGAGCAUGGGCCUGAUGGAACUGCUGCUCUCCAACCGUGAGGACUGUGCCCUUCCUGCCUCUAAAGUAAAGUGGGACAACUAAUGUUUUUGCCUUGCUGCACAAGCAGCUGUAUCUGCAAAUGCAGAAAACCUAUACUGUACCUAUAGCAGACUACUAUUUGAAGAGCUUUUGUAGGCUGAAGUGACUGCAACUUUUAAAUAAAUGCUAUAUAUAAUUUUUUAAAACA
Messenger RNA from Rhea pennata, 2759 nucleotides. It is a transcript of the gene DDX51, whose product is annotated as DEAD-box helicase 51. The transcript has 16 exons. Gene Ontology annotation, cellular component: nucleus. NCBI's taxonomy places the organism in Eukaryota, Metazoa, Chordata, Aves, Rheiformes, Rheidae. The coding region runs from base 51 to 2222 and encodes 723 amino acids. The record is from RefSeq and is a predicted model, not a curated record. Gene Ontology annotation, molecular function: ATP binding; nucleic acid binding.